Molecule: messenger RNA, 8269 nt
Organism: Jaculus jaculus (lesser Egyptian jerboa)
Lineage: Eukaryota; Metazoa; Chordata; Mammalia; Rodentia; Dipodidae
Gene: Tnrc6c
Product: trinucleotide repeat containing adaptor 6C
Exons: 22
Coding region: 20-5821 (1933 amino acids)
Biological process (GO): miRNA-mediated post-transcriptional gene silencing; positive regulation of nuclear-transcribed mRNA poly(A) tail shortening
Cellular component (GO): P-body; nucleoplasm
Molecular function (GO): protein binding; RNA binding
Source: RefSeq, a predicted model, not a curated record
ACAAGAAGAGGAACAUUUGAUGGAAGAAAAGAAAAAGAAAAAGCAGGAAGAAAAGAAAAAGAAGGAAGGUGCUCAGAAAAAGGCUGCUGAUCAAAAAACCAAAGUGCCAGAACCUACAAAGACCUGUUCAAGCCAGCCCCAACCUGCCGGUACCAGUACCAGUACUUCCACCAGCACUAUCUCCAGCAGCAACAGCAGCAAUGGCAAACGUGUAUCUGCCUGUGGCCAACAGCCAGCUGCGUCCCGUUACCUGCCACGAGAAGUGCCUCCGCGCUUCCGCCAGCAAGAACAGAAGCAGCUGUUAAAGAGAGGCCAGCCGUUGCCCACAGGGACUCUGACCAGUGGGAGCCCAGUGCAGGGGGCUGGGCCUGCAGGGGCCAGCCCUCCUCCUCUCCCUGGAGCAGGACCACAGCAGCAUCCCGGCAAACUCCAGCCAGACCUUGGUCACAGUGCAUCAGCAGAUCAUUAUGAAACUCCCCACUGGGGGCAGCAGCCCUCAUACAGAAGCGAAGCUGGCUGCAGCUGGGAUAAAGUGAUCCUCGACAGGACUGACCAGGAGGCUUGGCCGUGCAUCCCAGGAACGGAGACUGGCUCUGCCUCAGGAUGUCCCGCAGACACUGACGUGGCCUCCAGCUGCGGCUCUGAGAACACGGGCAUGGCUACCGGGAGCGCCCAGGGCAGCUUCACAGGACACACCAAGAAAACAAGCGGCAAUAAUGGCAGCAAUGGCGCACUCGUCCAGAGCCCUUCCAGUCAGAGCGCCCUUGGGGCCGGGGGAGCCGAUGGGAGCGGAGUGUGGGGUGUAGCCACGGGCUCCGGCUCUAGCCGUGCUCACUGCUCUGGUGGCAGUGGGGAUGGAAAAAUGGACAACAUGAUUGGAGACGGGAGAAGUCAGAACUGCUGGGGUGCUUCCAACUCCACUGCGGGCAUUAACCUGAACCUUAACCCUAAUGCCAAUCCCGCUGCCUGGCCUGUGCUUGGACACGAAGGAACUGUGGCGACAGGCACCCCUGCCAGUAUUUGCAGUCCUGUCAGUGCCAUAGGGCAGAGUAUGGGCAGCCAGAAUGGGAACCCUGUGGGCACCCUUGGUGCUUGGGGAAACUUGCUGCCCCAGGAGAGCACAGAACCACAGACGUCCACUUCUCAGAAUGUGUCUUUCAGCGUACAACCUCAGAACCUUAACACUGAUGGACCAAAUAACACUAACCCCAUGAACUCUUCACCAAACCCUAUCAAUGCAAUGCAGACAAACGGACUGCCAAACUGGGGCAUGGCUGUUGGUAUGGGGGCCAUCAUCCCGCCCCACCUGCAAGGCCUUCCUGGUGCUAACGGGUCAUCAGUCUCUCAAGGCAGUGGGGGUGGUGGGGACGGAAUAGGCAGUUCUGUGUGGGGACUGUCCCCCGGAAACCCUGCCACAGGAAAUAGCAAUUCUGGGUUCAGUCAGGGGAAUGGAGACACUGUGAACUCCUCAUUAAGUGUUAAACAGAACGGAUCCAGCAGUGCUGUGCAGGAGGGAAAUGGAGGGAGCGCCUGGGAUGCAGGGCCCCCUGCCGGGCCUGGUGUCCUUGCCUGGGGGAGGGGCAGUGGCAGCAGCAGUGUUGGGAAUGUCCAUUCAGGAGCUUGGGGCCACCCCAGCCGAAGUUCCUCUAAUGGUGUGAAUGGGGAGUGGGGAAAGCCCCCAAACCAGCAUUCCAAUAGUGACAUCAGUGGGAAAGGAUCAACAGGGUGGGACAGCCCCAGUGCUGCCAGCCAGACGCCUGCCUUGCAGCCUGGCAGUGAACACAUGAACUCGUGGGCCAAAGCCACGUCUUCUGGAACUACAGCAAGUGAAGGAAGCAGCGAUGGGUCUGUCAGUCACAAUGAAGGAGGCCCUGGGAGGGAAGGAGCAGGAGAGGGCCGGAGACGAGACAAAAUGGUUCUAGACCAAGGGCACAUCCAGUUGCCAAGGAACGAUCUUGACCCAAGAGUACUGUCUAAUACUGGUUGGGGACAAACUCCUGUAAAGCAAAACACUGCCUGGGAAUUUGAAGAGUCCCCUAGGUCUGAAAGGAAAAAUGACAAUGGGACAGAGGCCUGGGGUUGUGCAGCUACUCAGCCUUCAAACUCAGGGGGGAAGAGCGAUGGGUCCAUCCUGAACAGUACAAAUACCUCUUCAGUAUCGGGGUGGGUCAGCUCACCACCUGCCUCCACGCCAGCAAGCACGAGCUGGGGAGAGGGCAACAACAAAGCACCCAGUGCCCCCGGGGUCUGGGGGGACUCGAUAAGCUCUACUGCUGUCAAUAAUGCUGCUGCCGCCAAGAGUGGCCAUGCUUGGAGUGGGACCGUGAAUCCAGAGGACAAGUCGCCCACCUGGGGUGAGCCUCAAAAACCCAAGUCCCAAAACUGGGGAGAUGGACAGAGAUCCAGUGCAGCCUGGAGCGCAGGAGCAGGAGACUGGGCAGAUUCAGCAUCUGUCCUUGGGCACUUGGGGGAUGGGAAGAAAAGUGGGUCUGGAUGGGAUGCUGAGGGCAGCAGACCAGGGUCUGGCUGGAAUGAUGCCCCAAGGUCUGGGACCAGUGGCUGGGGCAGUGGCACAAACACGAAAGUGAACCCAGGUACAAACUGGGGUGAGUCUCUAAAGCCUGGUCCACAGCAGAACUGGGUUCACAAGCCCCAAGACAACAAUGUGAGUAAUUGGGGAGGAGCUGCUUCCGUGAAGCAGACAGGGACAGGGUGGAUCGGGGGACCAGUGCCGGUCAAGCAGAAGGACAGCAGUGAAGCCACUGGCUGGGAGGAGCCCUCGCCACCAUCCAUCCGACGCAAAAUGGAGAUCGAUGACGGUACCUCAGCUUGGGGGGACCCGAGCAGCUACAACAAUAAAACUGUGAACAUGUGGGACAGGAACAACCCGGCCGUGCAGAGCAGCACCACGGCCCCCGCCCCCCCCGCCCCCCCCUCCUCGACUAGCACUACGCAUCGGGUCGAGACGCCACCUCCCCACCAGGCUGGCACUCAGCUGAAUCGGUCGCCACUGCUCGGGCCAGUUUCGUCCGGCUGGGGAGAGAUGCCCAGUGUUCACUCAAAGGCUGAGAACUCGUGGGGAGAGCCGUCCUCCCCUUCCACCCUGGUCGACAACGGUACAGCAGCGUGGGGGAAGCCCCCCAGUGGCGGCAGCGGAUGGGAUCACCCUGCCGAGCCCACGGUGCCAUUUGGAAGAGCUCCUGCUGCCGCCCCGGCCCUGUGCAAACCAGCUUCCAAAUCUAUGCAAGAAGGCUGGGGCAGUGGUGGGGACGAAAUGAACCUGGGUACCAGCCAGUGGGAGGAUGAGGAUGGGGACAUGUGGAGUAAUGCUGCCUCCCAAGAAAGCAGCUCAUCCUGCAGCUCCUGGGGCAACACUUGCAAGAAAGGGCUUCAGAAGGGCAUGAAGACACCUGGCAAGCAGGACGAGGCCUGGGUCAUGAGCCGCCUGAUCAAACAACUCACAGACAUGGGCUUCCCGAGAGAGCCAGCUGAGGAGGCCCUGAAGAGCAGCAGUAUGAACCUGGACCAGGCCAUGAGUGCUCUGCUGGAAAAGAAGGUGGACAUGGACAAGCGUGGACUGGGAGUGGCCGACUACAAUGGACUGGUCACCAAACCCCUCAGCUGCCGCCCACCAAUCUCCAAAGAGUCUUCCAUGGACCGCCCCACCUUCCUUGACAAGCUCACCCUUUCUUUCUCCAAUCAGGAUGGCGGCCUCGUGGAAGAGCCCACGACUUCACCGUUUUUGCCUUCCCCAAGCCUGAAGCUCCCCCUUUCCAACAGUGCACUCCCCAGUCAGGCCCUGGGUGGGAUUGCCUCAGGGCUGGGCAUGCAAAACUUGAACUCUUCUAGACAGAUCCCAAGUGGCAAUCUGGGUGUGUUUGGCAGUAGCGGAGCAGCGCAAGCCAGGACCAUGCAGCCGCCGCCAGUGCAGCCUCUUAACUCCUCCCAGCCCAGCCUCCGCGCUCAAGUGCCUCAGUUUCUAUCCCCUCAGGUUCAAGCACAGCUUUUGCAGUUUGCAGCAAAAAACAUUGGUCUCAACCCUGCACUAUUAACCUCGCCAAUUAAUCCUCAGCAUAUGACGAUGUUGAACCAGCUCUAUCAGCUGCAGCUGGCUUACCAACGUUUACAAAUCCAGCAGCAGAUGUUACAAGCCCAGCGUAAUGUUUCCGGACCCAUGAGACAACAGGAGCAGCAAGUUGCGCGCACAAUCACUAACCUGCAGCAGCAGAUCCAGCAGCACCAGCGCCAGCUGGCCCAGGCCCUGCUUGUGAAGCAGCCGCCCCCGCCCCCGCCCCCGCCGCACCUGUCUCUGCACCCCGCUGCAGGCAAAUCGGCCAUGGACAGCUUCCCCCCUCACCCCCAGGCACCCGGCCUACCUGACCUGCAGACCAAAGAGCAGCAGUCUUCACCCAACCCCUUCACUCCUUACCCUCUUGCUGGACUGAACCCAAACAUGAAUGUCAACAGCAUGGACAUGACCAGUGGUUUGUCCGUGAAGGACCCAUCUCAGUCCCAGUCACGCCUCCCUCAGUGGACACACCCCAACUCCAUGGAUAACUUGUCCAGUGCUGCUUCUCCCCUGGACCAGAAUCCUGGCAAGCAUGGUGCUAUCCCUGGAGGUCUUAGCAUUGGGCCUCCAGGCAAGUCCUCCAUUGAUGACUCCUAUGGCCGGUACGAUUUAAUCCAGAACAGUGAGUCACCAGCCAGUCCUCCUGUAGCUGUCCCCCAUAGCUGGUCGCGUGCCAAAUCUGACAGUGAUAAACUCUCCAAUGGUUCCAGCAUCAGCUGGCCCCCAGAAUUCCAUCCUGGAGUUCCAUGGAAAGGACUUCAGAAUAUUGAUCCUGAGAAUGACCCUGAUGUCACUCCUGGCAGUGUCCCCACCGGGCCAACCAUCAACACCACCAUCCAGGAUGUCAACCGCUACCUCCUCAAGAGUGGAGGGUCCCCGCCAUGCUCUCAGAAUGCCCCGCUGCCCUCCUCGAGUGCCUGGCCGCUUGGUGCCUCCAGCUGCAGUGGCCCUUUCAGCAGCAUGGCCUCCGCACCUAGUGUGACAGGUAAACUGUCAGACAUUAAAUCGACAUGGUCCUCCGGCCCAGCCUCCCACACACAAGCCUCUCUGUCUCACGAGCUGUGGAAGGUGCCCAGAAACACUACUGCACCCACCAGGCCCCCUCCAGGGUUAGCCAAUCCCAAGCCUUCCUCCACCUGGGGUGCCAGUCCUCUUGGCUGGACCAGCUCUUACUCCUCGGGUUCUGCUUGGAGUACUGACACCUCAGGAAGAACAAGCAGCUGGCUGGUUCUCCGCAACCUCACCCCCCAGAUCGAUGGUUCUACGCUGCGGACACUGUGUUUGCAGCAUGGGCCUCUCAUCACAUUCCACCUGAACCUGACCCAAGGCAACGCUGUGGUCCGCUAUAGCUCCAAGGAAGAAGCCGCCAAGGCCCAGAAGUCUCUACACAUGUGUGUGCUGGGAAACACCACCAUCUUGGCUGAGUUUGCCAGUGAAGAUGAAGUGAACCGGUUCCUGGCCCAAGGCCAAGCCCUGCCACCCACCUCCAGCUGGCAGUCCAGCAGUGGGAGCAGCCAGCCACGACUUGGUGCCUCAGGCAACACCCAUGGCCUGGUGCGCAGCGAUGCUGCCCACUGGAAUACCCCGUGCCUGAGUGGCAAAGGCAGCAGUGAGCUGCUGUGGGGCGGGGUGCCUCAGUACUCCAGCAGCCUGUGGGGCCCACCCAGUGCUGACGAAGCCAGGGUGAUUGGUAGUCCCACACCACUAGGCACUCUGCUGCCCGGGGACCUGCUCAGCGGUGAGUCCAUCUAGGGACCACAGUCGUCGGGAAGAAGAGAACCCACCAUGCCAGGCUGGCACUGUGGCUCCACCCGGCGGACAAGUUGCCCUUGGCCCCUUCCAGUACCUCUGUCCAGUUCUGAAGAUGAACCUUGGCCAUGGCCCUUGAGAACUGUCCUGAACAGUGCGGGCUGCGUUUGGUCAGUGUCAUGUGCUAGUGACAGGAUGUUACUCAUAGCUUUUUAUUUUGUGUCGUCUUGUGUUUGUAUGGUGUGUUGUCAUUUUGAGUUUUAAGUAUAAAAGCUGCUUAGACUAGUUCUGUCAUGAAGGGCACUUUUCAGAUGGUGGCUGGAAAGGGUUACUUUACCGCGGGCAGGCGGGUGAGGAGACCGAAGCCCAGCGAAGCCGAAGCCGAAGCCGAAGCGAGCCUGUGACGAUUAUGCACACUUCCAGAGGCGGUGGGUGGUCACGGGCAGAGCCGAGCGACAGGCCGGACGCCGGCUGCUCUCUGUCCCCCUAGAUCCGCCUAUGCACAUUACCCUUGUUUCAUUACUUUUUCAUGUCAUUUUUUUUAAUCCCAAAAAAUAUUUUUUAAAAGUUAAAAAAAGACAUAUCAAACAUGCAAAUACUUGAAUCCAGCAGGCCAAUAAUGAAAUGUGAACACUUUCCAAGUCGAGUUCUACACUUCCAGGUCGACAUCAGUACACAGAAAACAGGCUCUAGGAAAAACUUCUAAGUUCAUAGCCUACGUGUGCGUGUAUGUGUGAAGGGGUGUGUGUGGGUGUGUGUGUGCGCGCGCAUGCUCCUGCACUGUACGCGCUUCCUAUGUGCGCGUGUGAGUGUGUGAGGGACUUAGCUGUGGGUUUCCCUUUUAUUCAGUAUAUGCUUUUUUUGGCGCAUUGGUCAAACGUUCGUUGCUAUUAUUAGCUUCUAACUUUGCACUGAGGUGUCCCUGCCCUUCCUUUAGCGAACCCUAAACAUUAAAGAGAACUCACAGGACAGGGCCGGUGACAAUUCAUGUGUAAAUGUUUACUCAAGGACUCUGUUAUUGCGUUUAAAAUUACAGUGUAAAUCUCUGGAGAAACAAUAUGGAUAUCUACCGUUAGCAGCUUUUUAUUGUGGACUAAUGCAAGAAAAUUAUUACCAGAGUAUUGCACCAUUUUCCAUGUGGAAUAUAAAGUUCAAGAGAAAGAACUGUUGUUGAACUGUGGCCAUAGAUACUUGUGGAGAUGGGCGUCCGCGACGGGAGCGGAAGCCAGCACUUGGACGUGGUUGUGACCGCUGUCGGAGGAGCUGUGGUUCAUGCUCCUACCUGUUUACAGACCUUUUUUUCUCCUUCUGACUUUAAAAAAAAAAAUUAAAAAGGAAUUAAAAAAAAAGAGACUUCCGCCGUAAAGAAACCUAUUUUCAGAAUGCAGAUACGUCUCUUCAGAGCUCUGGGAUGGGACACUGCUGUCCCCCUGCGGCCAUCGUCGUGGACUCUGUCGAUUGUCCUCUCCCUUCCUCAAGGUGACGAGGCGUUGUGGUCACUGUCUUGCACAUGCCGGCGCGCUUGCUCUCAGGAAAGCCAGGGCUCCCGAGGGCAGCUCCACACCAUUUCAUGUAUUUUUAAACCCAACUCCUAGCACUGAAGAUGUUAUUUAAAAAAUGAAAAACAAAAAAAAAAAUAAUAAAAUAAAGAAAAAAAGAAAAAAAACAAAGAAAAAUCCCUAAUCUCUAAUGUGUAGCAGUUACAUAUUUACCAAAUAAUGGACUCAAAAGAAAUAGAUGUUUGAAGAGUGCUUUAUAUUAAAAAUUGCUUUAUGUUUUAAAAAUGAUCAAUGUUCUGAUUGUUUUGCAAGGAAGAAAGACAAUGGAAUAACAUACCCUCCAGUAUGUUUUAAAAAUAUAUGAACAUUGUACUCCCUGCCUGCUUGAUCAGGAAACUUGUGCAUUACAUUUUUUAAAUUAGCUUUUUAAUGGUUUUAUCAAAACAAAAAGUCCUGCAGGAGCAAGCGAGCAAUGGAAGCUGGUUUUCUCGAGGGUCGGAACUAUGCACAGACUGCUUAAGGCUUUUCUCACAUGUCUAGCGCGUUAGGAGCAGACCUCAGUGACUACAUCUCAUCACCGUUCCGUGCACUCUGUAUAUUUGAUGCACGCGCACCUGCACACGUGCGUGCGUGUGCACCAGACAUACGACUUGUCUUGCUGCCACUGGCACGGCGUCGUAGAAAAAUGCCUCGUGUUGCAGUUGGGGAUGGGAGCGAAGGAUCUGCUUGCUUGUUUGUUUUUAAUUUUUGUGGGGUUUUUUUCUAAUUUUUCCCCUUUUUCCUGGAUCUUUAUUUUGAACUUAAAAUGUCUGUGACUCUUAAGAUAAAAAGCGAGUUUGUGGCUCUUAAUGUCUCUCCUCAUAGAAUGUGAUUGCUGGACAUGCACCGAACAUUGCUUUCAAAAGUACAACGCUUUGUUGGAUCUUAAUAAAUUGCAAUUUUUUCUUGGCUA